AUAUUUCUUUUUCUAUCAACAAAGAAAGUCUUGUCACCCACCCAAGAAACGCAGCCCUCUCUGCCGGUUCUGGUUAAGCUUCACUCUGAUCUUUGCUUUGUAUUCUAUAGCAUGUGAGCAGAUCACCUCCUUUCUGUCUUUCUUUCUUUGGUUUUCUAUUUCUUUUGCCUCCUCUUUAACAUGUUUGAGCUUUGGUGCAACUUCACUUCUUGGCUUCCUUAACACACAAGCUCGUAUUUUUCCACUCCCAAUUCUACUAAGUCAUGACUCCUCAAAAUCCUGUCAUCAGAAACCAAAGCUAAAUAAAGCCAAAUCAUGGCUUCUUUCUUUUUCUUUUUUUUUGCUGCUAUAGAUGAGUUGAAGUUCACAUUUUCUAGGGUUUCUUGGUAGUAUUUGUUGUUCUUGCUUUAGGGUUUUGGAGACUUCUGUGCUUUCAUUUCUCGUUCCUGUCAAUUCCUUAGUUGUUUUCUCAUCUGGAUUUUGAAGAAAGAUUAUGGAGGAUUAUAAUCAGAUGAAUGAAAAUACAAACCCAAGGGGAAAUUUCUUGUACACUUCAUCAGUUCUUGGACCUAAUUCCUCUUCUCCUUAUGGAAGAACAAGUAGUGGGUCUACUAACGUCAGCAAUCAACAGACCCAGAUGCCUUUAAGUCCUUUCCAUCUUCAAUCAAGUGAAUGUUUUCAAUCUGAAGUACAUCCUAUAGUGAAGACGGAAGCUAGUACUUCACAGCAUGCUCUAAAAUUUCAUUACCCUUUGUUGAGAGGACAUCAACCACUUAAUCAUCAACAGCAUGCGAAUGAAAGUUCAACCAAUGAAGUUGAAUCUAUCAAAGCCAAGAUCAUAGCUCAUCCUCAGUAUUCUAACCUCUUGGAAGCUUACAUGGACUGCCAAAAGGUGGGAGCUCCACCAGAAGUAGUAGCAAGGCUAGUAGCUGCCCGUCAGGAGUUUGAAUCCAAACAACGAUCUUCGGUUAAUUCCAGAGAUAAUUUGAAAGACCCGGAACUAGAUCAGUUCAUGGAGGCUUAUUGUGACAUGCUGAUGAAGUACCGAGAGGAGCUGACAAGACCCAUUCAAGAAGCCAUGGAUUUUAUGCGAAGAAUAGAAACUCAGCUAAAUAUGAUCUGCAACGGACCCUUGCGGAUCUUCAACUCUGAUGAGAAAUCUGAGGGUGUUGGAUCGUCUGAGGAGGAUCAAGACAAUAGUGGAGGGGAAACCGAAUUGCCGGAGAUUGAUCCUCGGGCUGAGGACCGAGAACUAAAGAACCAUUUAUUAAGGAAAUAUAGUGGCUAUCUAAGCAGUCUAAAGCAGGAACUUUCAAAGAAGAAGAAGAAGGGAAAACUACCUAAAGAAGCAAGGCAGAAGCUACUUAGCUGGUGGGAGCUACACUACAAAUGGCCAUAUCCUUCGGAGACCGAGAAGGUGGCACUGGCAGAAUCAACUGGUUUGGACCAGAAACAAAUAAAUAAUUGGUUCAUAAAUCAGAGGAAACGACAUUGGAAACCCUCGGAAGACAUGCAAUUCAUGGUGAUGGAUGGUCUACAUCCACAGAAUGCAGCUCUGUAUAUGGAUGGUCACUACAUGGGUGAUGGUCCAUAUCGUCUAGGACCAUGAGCAGCAGCUGGAGAGCCUCAAUGCUAAAGUGGUAGUGUUAGCUUCAUUUCCUCACGCUUAGCAUGAAAACUGUUAUUCAUGCCAUGUUAUAUUUUUAAAUUGAGAAACUCUAGGUAAUGCUCUGGAACCUAAAACAAUAGUAUUCUUUUCUCUUAUAAGAAAUGUCAUCUUCAUAAUCUCGUGUAUCAUUAAUUUGCCUGUAUGUAAUUGUGAUAAUAUUCAAGAUGGAAUGUCAAUCAUUGUCCGCUUCAUAUC
Ricinus communis (castor bean) is the source of this 1864-nucleotide messenger RNA. RefSeq names its product homeobox protein knotted-1-like 2. Gene Ontology annotation, cellular component: nucleus. Gene Ontology annotation, biological process: regulation of DNA-templated transcription. The transcript has 5 exons. The coding region runs from base 494 to 1609 and encodes 371 amino acids. Lineage: Eukaryota; Viridiplantae; Streptophyta; Magnoliopsida; Malpighiales; Euphorbiaceae. The record is from RefSeq and is a predicted model, not a curated record. Gene Ontology annotation, molecular function: DNA-binding transcription factor activity, RNA polymerase II-specific; DNA binding.